Lasiodiplodia theobromae is the source of this 903-nucleotide messenger RNA. Its product is annotated as Methyltransferase type 11. The transcript is spliced from 4 exons. Gene Ontology annotation, molecular function: methyltransferase activity. The record is from RefSeq and is a predicted model, not a curated record. NCBI's taxonomy places the organism in Eukaryota, Fungi, Ascomycota, Dothideomycetes, Botryosphaeriales, Botryosphaeriaceae. The coding region runs from base 1 to 903 and encodes 300 amino acids.
AUGUCCGAGUCUGUGUCUGAAGAGUACAAGGAGAUUGUGGAGCUGCACGACCGAGAAUUCCAGAAAUUCUCCAUCGACAACCAAAUAUACUGCGUCCCGGUAGAUGAGGGCGAAGAGCAGCGGCUCGAAAACCAGCACCAGAUCUUGCAAUAUCUUUUCGAAGGCCGGUUAUUUUUCCCGCCCAUCCAGCACCCGAAAAAAGUCCUCGACUGCGGGUAUGGCCGAGGCAACUGGGCGCUGGAGAUGGCGCAGACCUAUCCAGACAGCGAGAUAACAGCCGUCGAUGUUUAUCCAACCAACGAGCUUCCUGACGACCAACCGGACAACCUGUGGAUUGAGGCAUGGGACCUCAACCAGACGCUCACGCCGACGUACAAACCAAACGAGUACGACUUGAUCCACUCGAGGCUUGUGGCGCCUGGCAUAAAGCGAGACCGGUGGCCACGAUACAUCCGAGACAUCGUCAAGCUGCUCAAGCGCGGUGGCUGGGUCCAAAUGGCCGAGUUCUACUACAUCAUCCAGUCAGACAGCGGAAGACUGACGGACGAGCACGCGUUGAUGCAAUGGUCCAACGGGUACCGGCACACGAUGGAGCGAGACCGGGAUCCCCGCAUAGGUCGACAUCUGGGACAGUUGAUGCGCUCGGCAGGGUUAACAGACGUGCAGGAGGUCACGUACCGAAUGCCGAUUGGAGGAUGGCCGACGGGCAUCCUCGUCGUAGAUCCGAGACUGCAGUGGGUAGGUCAACAGAAUCUCGAGAACAUCGGCGCCAUGCUCGACUCGCUCGCGAUAUGGCCCUUUACGGCGCGCAUGGGCUGGACCAAGGAGCAGGUGGCUACGUUGACGGAGCGGGCGCGGCAAGAGGCUGCCGAUCCGCUCCUGAAGCUGUACAUCCCGCUGUAA